UGCGAUCUCUAUAUCCUUUCCAACUUGGGAUAGCGCACAGCACAAUAUUUCCAUUAUGAAGAAACCCGAUCCGACAGUGAGCGAUCCGACAGUGAGAAAAAAAUAUGGUGAAUUGGGCCACUCAUUCGUUGAACGACUAUCGAGAAUGUUACGUGAUCUCAACCCUGCAAUUUCUUUAUCAUUCGUUCCUGAGCAAAACUGUUUUCAUAUCAGUGGGUUUCCUGAUAUGCCCCUCUCUGAAUGCGUUAAAAUACUUUCUCAAGUCAGAUCUCCCUAUUAUUAUAUGAAAGUCAAGGGAGAAUCUACCCACGGCAUCAUCAUUUUUCAGCUUGUCCGUAAUUCAAGUGAUCUUGAACGCGAGCUUGUCCGUAUUUUAAGUGGUACUGAACUCGAGCUAAGGGAGAGUCAACACCUUCAAUGGGAGCGUCAACGCCUUCAAUGGGUGCGUCAACACCGUCAACGUACUCUCGACACCAGAACUUCGGCUGCCUUACAAGCCCAAUUCCACCGGCUCAAAGCUGCCCGACGAUAACCUAUAUUUAAGGAUCGGACUCGACCACAUAGCGGAUCCUACCGUGGUUUACGUGGACCUAGGUGACAGCUGUCAGCUUGUGGCAUUCAAUCAUAUGAUCCCAUCUACUCCUGGCCCACGCGAGACAGAGAACUAUCGACCCUGAAAUUAAGGGUCUCGCUUGAUUUGGACAUGGAGAGCGUUACGAUUGAUAAAAGUUGGGUCGCGCGGGAAAUUCAUGGUGGACAGGCUCAGGGACACUCUGGGUCAGGGGCAGCUAUCCCUUGACUUGGCUUCCAGUUGUUUCAAGAAUCCUUUGAUAUACUCACUCCCUUUGCGAGGAUGAAUUUGACUGUUGUUAAUCCCACUUAAACACAUUUUUCACAUCAAG
Molecule: messenger RNA, 902 nt
Organism: Aspergillus welwitschiae
Lineage: Eukaryota; Fungi; Ascomycota; Eurotiomycetes; Eurotiales; Aspergillaceae
Exons: 1
Coding region: 56-532 (158 amino acids)
Source: RefSeq, a predicted model, not a curated record